CUGAGCUGAGCUGAGCGGUGAGCACCCUCAGAAGGAUCUUAACACACCUCAAGGUUCUGUGGUUGAGAAUUGCUGGUCUAAGCAGUAUAUUGGAUGUCCUAUGUUAACCUACUGAGUCUCUCUGGAGAAAAGCAAACCCUAAAAUGGCAGGCCAAGGAAGUAAUACAGACUGCAUGUCAUGUAGUGUACUGAGCUGGGAGCAGGUCAGCCGUUUGCAUGAGGUCCUGACAGAAGUUGUUCCAAUCCAUGGCCGGGGCAGCUUCCCAACCCUGAAGAUAACCCUGAAGGACAUUGUUCAGACUGUCCGCAAUAGUCUGGUUAAGAUUGGCAUCCAAGUGCAUGAUGUCCGACUGAAUGGUUCUGCAGCUGGCCAUGUUCUGGUCAAGGAUAAUGGGCUAGGUUGCAAGGACCUGGACCUUAUUUUUCAAGCCUCUCUUCCAAGUGAGGCUGAAUUUCAGCUAGUCAGAGAUGUUGUCUUACGAUCUCUCUUGAACUUCUUGCCAGAAGGUGUGAGCAAGCUCAAGAUCAGUCCAGUGACUCUGAAAGAAGCCUACAUCCAGAAACUGGUAAAAGUGUGUACAGAGUCUGAUCGUUGGAGCCUAAUAUCACUUUCUAACAGACAUGGCAGGAAUGUGGAACUGAAGUUUGUUGACUGCAUACGUCGACAGUUUGAGUUCAGCGUGGAUUCUUUCCAAAUCAUAUUGGACUCCUUGCUUUUUUACUAUGACUAUUCUGAAAAUCCCAUGUCGGAAGGCUUCCACCCAACUGUGAUUGGGGAAAGCAUGUAUGGCGACUUUGAGGCAGCCUUUGAUCACCUCCAGAACAAACUGAUUGCUACUAAGAAUCCAGAGGAGAUCCGAGGUGGUGGACUCCUGAAGUAUAGCAAUCUCCUGGUGAGAGACUUCAGGCCCAUGGACCAGGAGGAGAUCAAAAUGCUAGAGCGCUACAUGUGUUCACGCUUCUUCAUAGACUUUCCAGACAUCCUGGACCAGCAGCGCAAGUUAGAGACGUAUCUUCAGAACCAUUUUUCCAAAGAAGAGAGGAGCAAAUAUGACUACCUCAUGACCCUGCGGCAGGUGGUGAAUGAGAGCACUGUAUGCCUCAUGGGGCAUGAGCGAAGGCAGACUCUGAACCUGAUCUCUCUGCUGGCACUCAAAGUACUGGCAGAACAGAACAUCAUUCCUAGUGCCACUAACAUUACCUGUUACUACCAACCAGCACCUUAUGUCAGUAAUGCAAACUUCAGUAACUACCAUAUUGCAAACUCUCCCAUUUCCUAUAGUCAGUCUUACCCUACUUGGCUGCCUUGUAACUGAUUUCUAACUCAAGUAUCUCUUAAUGGAAAUUUCUGAAAGGCAAGAAAUUAUAUGGGUGGUGGGAACUACCAAUUGGUUAGGGGGCUAUCUGUUGGGAAUAUGUGGUUUGAUUUCUUAUUUCCUUGAAGGCAGCAUGACACUCCUACCAAACAGUUUUGCAAAGUUUUUUAGUACUCCCUGCGCAAAUGCUGCAGAAAGUCUUACUGUCUCCUUCAAUUGUGGGAGGGGCCUGUGCCCUCAAACUGGAAAAUUUUAAUUACUGGUUGUGAAAGCUAUGGCAGACUUGUAUCCCAGUGUUGUACAUAGAAGACCAGGUAACAGCUGGCUAGUUAUGGAGAGGAAACUUUAAUAGAAGUAUCUGAGCUUGGAACAGCAGCAGGGUCACUUGACUACUUGAGCCCCUUGCUUCAUCAGGUCACAGCCCCUACUCCUUGCAUCUAAAUUCUUGUCAUUUUUCCAUACGACUGUACUUAGGUGAGCUGUCUUUUAGUAGUUUAUGCAGUGCAUGAACUGCAUGUACGUUUUAGCCAUAUAGAACUAGUCUAUGUAUGGACAUAACUUUCUUUCAUUGAGGGCCUUGAUCAUGAUUGGUUCCUGAAAACCAUCGAGCAGUUUAGCUCAUCUGGUGGAGCAACAGAUUGCUUUCUUAAGUUAAGGUUAGACUAACAAAUGUCCCUGAAGCUUGAGCUAGUUAGAUACCAGUCUUGAGCGCGCACAUUUGGAAGGUAGCUUCUUGCAGUCAAAUGAAAAACACUCCUAGAACACACAGUGAACUGUACUCAAGACUGGAGUC
This is a messenger RNA of Gavialis gangeticus (Gharial), 2109 nucleotides long. RefSeq names its product family with sequence similarity 46 member C (gene TENT5C). Lineage: Eukaryota; Metazoa; Chordata; Crocodylia; Gavialidae. Gene Ontology annotation, biological process: mRNA stabilization. The transcript has 3 exons. Bases 144 to 1316 code for a protein of 390 amino acids. Gene Ontology annotation, molecular function: poly(A) RNA polymerase activity; RNA binding. The record is from RefSeq and is a predicted model, not a curated record.